Messenger RNA from Plasmopara halstedii, 1002 nucleotides. Its product is annotated as triosephosphate isomerase glyceraldehyde-3-phosphate dehydrogenase. The transcript has a single exon. Gene Ontology annotation, biological process: glucose metabolic process. Gene Ontology annotation, molecular function: NADP binding; NAD binding; oxidoreductase activity, acting on the aldehyde or oxo group of donors, NAD or NADP as acceptor. The coding region runs from base 1 to 1002 and encodes 333 amino acids. Lineage: Eukaryota; Oomycota; Peronosporomycetes; Peronosporales; Peronosporaceae. The record is from RefSeq and is a predicted model, not a curated record.
AUGGUAAAUGUUGCUAUCAACGGGUUUGGUCGCAUUGGCCGACUCGUUUUCCGCGCUGCUACUAAAAAUCCGAAUAUUAAGGUUGUGGCCAUUAACGACCCAUUCGUAGCCACAAAGUACAUGCAGUACAUGCUCAAGUAUGAUACAGUACACGGUCGCUUUGACGGUGAGCUGGACCAUGAUGAGAAGCACAUUUAUGUGAAUGGAAAACCAAUUCGUGUGUUUAAUGAGAUGAAUCCUGAAAAGAUCGCAUGGGGUGAGAAGCAUGUUCAGUACGUGGUUGAGUCAACGGGAGCGUUUACAACUCUCGAGACAGCGUCGUCUCAUUUGAAGAAUGGUGUCGAGAAAGUGGUCAUUUCGGCUCCGUCAAGCGAUGCUCCUAUGUUUGUAAUGGGUGUGAACCAUGAAUUAUACGAAAAGAACAUGCAUGUGGUAUCGAAUGCCUCGUGUACGACGAACUGUCUGGCUCCUUUGGCCAAAGUGGUGAAUGAUAAAUUUGGUAUUAAGGAAGGUCUGAUGACGACUGUGCAUGCUGUGACUGCUACUCAAAAGACCGUGGACAGUCCAUCAAAAAAAGACUGGCGAGGUGGUCGUGGUGCUUGCUUUAAUAUCAUUCCGAGCUCAACUGGUGCUGCCAAGGCUGUAGGCAAGGUGAUCCCGAGUUUGAAUGGCAAGUUGACGGGUAUGUCGUUCCGUGUGCCUACGGCUGACGUGUCUGUAGUGGAUCUAACUGCUCGUUUGGCCAACCCCGCUUCAUAUGACGAGAUUAAAGCUGCAAUCAAACAUGCGAGUGAGAACGAGAUGAAGGGCAUUCUCGGUUACACGGAUGAGUCCGUCGUUUCUAGCGAUUUCAUCGGUGAUUCUCGUUCGUCCAUCUUCGAUGCUGAAGCUGGUAUUGCUCUGACUGAUAAUUUCGUCAAACUCGUGUCGUGGUACGAUAAUGAAUGGGGCUAUAGCUCACGUGUACUAGACCUCAUUGAGCAUAUGGUAAAGAGCGAGUAG